This is a messenger RNA of Pseudomassariella vexata, 1341 nucleotides long. RefSeq lists its product as uncharacterized. Bases 397 to 1233 code for a protein of 278 amino acids. The transcript is spliced from 4 exons. NCBI's taxonomy places the organism in Eukaryota, Fungi, Ascomycota, Sordariomycetes, Amphisphaeriales, Pseudomassariaceae. The record is from RefSeq and is a predicted model, not a curated record.
ACGUCAACAAGCUCCAACUCGUGGCAUAUGAUGAGAAUUUGAUUUGGCUGCCAGAUCAUUCACACUGCCCUGUGCUUGUAACCUAACCUGCUGGGCACUAAACACGAAACAACACUACAUUGUCGUCCCGUGCUUACCUGCCUACUUGUACACAAACUUGACGAGUCAUCCGUCGCCAACACUGACACAGGUGAUCGACUUCGCCUAGCCCCGAAGCCCCUGCAUCUUCUCACACAUCCUUCGCCAAGCUAGAGGGAGACAGUCGCAUUAUCUUUCUGGCGCCCGUAGAUUCACUCGCUUGCUCCCGGACAGCCGUGUGGGCUGUGGGUUGCAUUCCGUGCAGUUAAACGCACUCCUAAGCUGAGUAGGAUACAAAACCCCAUCUACGUGCCCACCAUGGCCCGUUCAAAGACGAUACAACAAACCCCGCGGGAUGGAUUCCUUCCGGAACACUCAUCGUCAACCGGCCCCAACCCUUCCGCCACUGCUCACCCGACUGAGCUGAGAAAGCGUCUGGUCACCAAGUCAGCCGUGCAACUGAGAGAGAAAAUGGACGAAUACCGCCCCAGUCUCGACGACUCCCAAGAGCGACUCGUAGCGGACGAAGAAGACGAAGCAGCUCGGGGUCCGGCAUCAUGGAUGAGCCGAAAUCAGUGGGUGGUGUUUGCUAUCGCCAGCGGUGCCUGCGCUGCUUUUAAUGGUGUAUUUGCCAAGUUAACAACGAAUGAUCUCACAUCGCACCUUUCGCAAGGACUCGCGAGCACUUUUGGACUAGUGGCUUUCGAGAGCGCCAUCGAGUUUAUUGUCCGUUGCAUAUUCUUCGGGCUGAACUUGGCUUUCAAUGGCGUGAUGUGGACGCUUUUUACCAAAGCCCUGGCUCGUGGUUACUCCACGACUCAAGUGUCCAUCAUGAAUACGUCGACUAACUUCAUGGUCACCGCCCUCUUGGGGUUUAUGAUUUUCUCCGAGUCGCUUCCGCCCCUGUGGUGGCUGGGCGCCGCCAUGCUCGUCGCCGGCAAUGUGGUUAUCGGUCGCAAGGACGAGGGCAGCCGCUCGGCGGCGGAUGACGAAGAGGAUGCCAUAUCCGUAGCGGAGUCGGGUGCUAGUGUGCGCUCGUACAGUGCGGUUCCUAUUCCGCAAGUUGAUGGUAUGCUGCCUGUGGAGAAAGACGACGACGCGGAUGAGGAUGUGGCAUUCAUUGGAGAUGUGGUCAUGGAGCCCGAGGAUAGGUGAGGUGAUGCAGGAUAGAGUAUGUUCUGGUUUAAACAACUCUAGACUUGGAUACCCAUUGAGUUAGUUGGAUGAUAGACUUCUUAUUUGAAUUAUAUCUUUUUUUUGAAA